GCCUUCUACAUCACCAUGGGGCAACGACCCAGUGGAUUCUUUAUCCAACCCCUUUGGUGAGGUCUAGGUGUGCCACUCUGUGACAGGGGGCCAGUGGACAGCUAGAGGUGAAAACUGAACUCUGAAUCACCAGGUCCUGUGGACUGAGGAAGCCUACAUUCUGCAAUGGAAAGCAAUCCCUUGGAAGAACAUAGGCCUGGCCUACUGCCCUGGUUUAUUGCCACUACUCAGAUCCUUGGCCUGGCUGCUGUGGUCAUGACUGGUGUUUGGAUGGGUCACUACGAAGGGGGGUUUGCAUGGAAUGGAGGCUCGCUGCAGUUCAAUGUGCACCCUCUCUGUAUGGUGGUCGGAAUGAUCUUCCUCUACGGAGAUUCAAUCCUGGUGUACAGAGUGUUCAAACAUGAGAACAAAACUACAGUGAAGAUUCUACAUGCAGUCCUCCACCUGAUUGGAUUGUUAGCUACCAUUGUUGGUUUGGUUGCGGUGUUUCAAUUCCAUUCGGCCCAGAAUAUACCCAACAUGUACAGCCUACACAGCUGGUGUGGACUCAUAACCAUCAUUCUCUUCUGUGUACAGUGGGUAAUAGGACUUGUAUUCUUCCUGUUUCCCGGCGUGGCCUAUUCUCUCCGAGCCUCAUACCGGCCUCUACAUGUCUACUUUGGGCUUGCACUGUUUAUUCUGGCUAUCGGGACUUGCUUGCUCGGGAUCACAGAGAAGCUGCUCUUCUCCAUCAGUGACACCUACUCAAACUUUGCAGCAGCGGGAGUCCUGGCGAACGUGUUGGGCCUGGUGUUGGUUGGCUUUGGGUUAACAGUUGGUUAUGUCGUGACACGCAGUGAAUGGAAACGGGUAACAAGUCCAGAGGAGGAAGCUCUCUCCAUGCAUUUCAAAACUUUGACGGAGAGGGACAGCCCUGACUCACCACAAGGAUGAUAAAUGGUUAGAUCAAGUGCAUACUAAUAGCAACCUGGUAAUGCUACAUGAGUGAGUGACUGUAAAUAGCACGUGGCUUGUUGAUAUCUCACUCUGUCUCUUUUUCAUUAAUAAAACCCAUGAUGAUUUUCUUCUCUGAUAAUGCUAAAUUGUCUCAACACCUCAGUGAACUGUAUUUGGGGGGAGGGUGAAUCAGCAGUUGUCACAUUGCAGAAAAGUAAGAAUUAAAAACUGGCUGAAUUAAAGGAUAACAGUUAAAAUUUUACCUCAGUGAGAUGCAAAUACCAGACUGUUAAGUUGACCUUGUGUGGAAUGAGCUUGCAUAGCCUCAGCCCAGUUCCCAUUGGACCAUUGAACCAUGGUAACCCUAGAGAGGCUGAAAGGCAAGUGUAGGAACCUUGAUCAAUAUCCUCCUGAGGCAUCAAGGGCGUCUGUUGAGAUUGACGCUAUGGCAUGGGAUAAGAUUGGUGUAAUGUGAGAUUUACUCAGCCAGUCCUGGCCUACUUCUUGUUAGCACAAGGUUCUCUAGCACCAUCACCCCUUUACUUCACCAGUACCAAAUCAAAUCUUACGUCAAAGUUUAGGCUAGACUAUGAAGAGUUUUGAAAUAAAUCAGUAGGAUUUAUUAUUAGUCCUUUUUCAUUCUUCACCAGCUGUCAUAUAUAGGAUCCCUGUGUAGAGAGAGAUUGUUAUAUAUAACAUAAGCAUAAACACUUCAGAGUGUUGUCACCUCCACACUCGAGGGAGUAGAAAUCUGUAGAAGUUGCCCUUAAUUGAGUGUAAAAUGGAUACAAUUCACAUCAAUUUAGCAGCAAGAUGUCCUGUACUCAAGUUAAGGAGACAUUCCUAUCUAUCUUUUCUUUAUUUCACAUCCCCAAUAACUUUAUAAAGCUAUUCAUAGGAAGUUAAGAAAAAGCCUUUCUCACAAAAUAAUUCCUUUGAUUUAUUCCUGGGUUAUUCCCAGAAUUAUCCUGGGGAUUAAACUUUCAUUCCUGGAGAUCAGGACAACAACCUAGUACCCAGUUUUUUGAGAAAUCUUGGAAAAUGUAUUUCUUUCCCAUCAUUUCUGUUCACCACCUUGCACCAGCCAUCCUCCAGGGUGAGGGAAGGAGAUCCAGCCUUGGCUCUAACCAUAAGGUAGAGUGGAGCGAUCCAGUAUACACCUCUGAUUGUCCUGGUCCACAGUCUCACACUAGGGGGACAGUAUAAGCUAGUGACCAGGGGGAGAAUGGAGUAUAGGCAUGGGCCAGGAAACCUCACUGCUUGAGUAUGAUACCUGCAGCUCAAAUCAGGCUCUGCUGUUUGUGCUUAAGUUGGGAGGGGGGUGCUUUGUUAAUUUUUGCCUGAACACAGGUCUCAGAAUUGUUAGAUAGGCUUACAGUAGAGAGAGUCUUACAGUAGAGGGAGUCUUACUGUGUAUCUAACCCCAUGAUGUGCCUGUCCUGAGACUGUUUGUUAGGGACAGUGUCAAGGGAGCUUUACUUUUAGUGAACUUUCAGUUUAAAAGAGUAAAGAAAGCUUCACUCUAUAUCUAACCCUCUGCUGUCUCUGUCCUGGAAGUAUUUGAUGGGGACAGUGUAGAGAGAGCUUUACUCUGUAACUAACCUUCUGCUGUCCCUGUCCUGGGAGUAUUUGAAUGGGACAGUGUAGAGAGAGCUUUACUCUGUAUCUAAUCCUGUGCUGUCCCUGUCGUGGGUGUGUUUGAUGGGAACAGUGUAGAGGGAGCUUUACUCUGUAUCUAACCCUGUGCUGUCCCUGUCGUGGGUGUGUUUGAUGGGAACAGUGUAGAGGGAACUUUACUCUGUAUCUAACCCAUUGCUGUCCCUGUCCUGGGAGUGUUUGAUGAAUGAGCGUGCUGAAAACAUUACUUACUGCUCGUGAAAGCACAAUAUUUGGUUCCUGUCAUAAACAACAAGUAGGAUUAGGACAGUGGCUAAUUGAAGUUUUGAUAUGGUAGAGGUGAGAGGGUAAUAUUGUCCAGGCAGGAUAUCUACCAGCAAAUGCGAUAGGGUAAUCACUGGGUCAGUUAGCAUCUGUGGGGAGAACAGAUAAAUUAAUGUUUAAAGAAUAGAUCCACCAUAGGAUCUGGUUGCAAAGUGUUCAUUCCUGGAUCCUGAAAUCAUCUGGCCUCCCCAGGGGGAUGUUUCCUGACCUGCUGGGAAUUUCUUGCAUUUCCUGAGCUUUGAUUUUGAUUCACACUGACUGUUUUUAAUCACUUCUAGAAAACCCUGGGAUAUUUUCACGUGACUCCAGAACCAGGGCUUUGUGAGCGGAUAUUACAGUGACAAUGGCAAGCUUACUUCAACAGCAUAGCAUUGCCUCUCUGACCAGUGUUAUGUACUAGUGAGCCCACUCACAGAAUCCUACAUUUAGGCCUCAGCGAGUAUUGCAAACUGAACGAUACCUCAUGAAGUUUGUUCAUUAUGUUAUUGAAUGUCAGCUAUUCCAAUUAGGUCAAAGCCAAGGUGAUAUUGACAGAUUACGCUGAAACAGAAGGAGAUGAAGAGAGAAAUCAGCAUACAACCAUCUGUUUGUUUAAUUGUGAAUGAUUUCAGUUGGAAUGUGUGUCUGUUGGUUAAAUAUUUGUUUGUAUGCUUUGUUCUGUGUUAUAUUGUAAGAUUAUUAAAUAAAUGUUGCAUCCAAAAUUGA
Rhincodon typus (whale shark) is the source of this 3582-nucleotide messenger RNA. It is a transcript of the gene cyb561, whose product is annotated as transmembrane ascorbate-dependent reductase CYB561. Bases 166 to 933 code for a protein of 255 amino acids. Lineage: Eukaryota; Metazoa; Chordata; Chondrichthyes; Orectolobiformes; Rhincodontidae. The transcript is spliced from 7 exons. Gene Ontology annotation, cellular component: lysosomal membrane. Gene Ontology annotation, molecular function: oxidoreductase activity. The record is from RefSeq and is a predicted model, not a curated record.